This is a messenger RNA of Monopterus albus (swamp eel), 2878 nucleotides long. It is a transcript of the gene sh3bgr, whose product is annotated as SH3 domain binding glutamate-rich protein. Gene Ontology annotation, cellular component: cytoplasm. The transcript has 8 exons. Lineage: Eukaryota; Metazoa; Chordata; Actinopteri; Synbranchiformes; Synbranchidae. The record is from RefSeq and is a predicted model, not a curated record. The coding region runs from base 99 to 746 and encodes 215 amino acids.
UCUCCGUCCUGGGUGCGCUCUAAUAAUAGAAAAGGCUGCCUGCUCCUUUAAGAGCCUACUUGUUGCAAAUUGUACAAAAUAGGCUAUACUGUAACAACAUGGUUAUCAAAGUAUUUCUCGCCACUUCAUCGGGAUCCACAGCGAUCAAAAAGAAGCAACAAGAUGUGGUCGCCUUCUUGGAAGCUCUUAAAGUGGACUACACUCAACUGGACAUCGCCUGCAACAUGGAGAACCGCAUGUGGAUGAGGCAGAAUGUCCCAGAAGAGAAGAAGCCUGCCAACGGUAUCCCCUUGCCUCCCCAGAUCUUCAAUGAAGAGAGCUACUGUGGGGACUAUGACACAUUCUUCAAUGCCAAGGAGGAUAACUCAGUGUAUGCCUUCCUGGGGCUACCUCCUCCCCCUGGCUCAAAGGAAGCAGAACAGGCUGACAAGGUGCACAUUGUGGAGAAUGGAACCCGAGCUGAGGAUUCUAAUGCAGAGGGAAUAUUUGAUGACUCCACAGAGGUCCCAGUGGAGGAGCGUAAUGGGGAUGCACACGGAGAGGAGCAGCAGGCAGCUGAUGAGGAGGAGGAGGAAGGUGAGGGUUGUGAAGAGGAGGUAGCAGAAGGAGAGACUGAUGAUGAUGAAGGCACCGAAGGAGAAACAGCAGGAGACGAAGCCCUUGCAGAGGAGGAAGAGGAGAUAGUAGAAGAUGCACACAAGACCCACGCAGAGGAGGGAGAAGAACAUGAGGAAGAAGCUGAAUAGUUAAAGCCAGGUGACACUGAUGAUGCCUUACUACUAUCCAGCCUUGACUCCAUCUCAUCUCUCCCUGACCACUGAUGCUUGACCCCCUCAGCCCCGAUCAGUCAAUGUCUCCACCCCUCCCCAAGGCUGCUCUGGACCCCACUGGAAACCAUCAGUUAUGUACUUGAAGGCACCAUCCAAACUGAAAAGUCCAAACCCACAUUUGCCACCCCCUACCUUUCUGACUGCAAUGUUGACUUAAUUUUUAUAUUUUGCGUGUAGAGACAUACUGUAAUGAGAAAGCGCAGAGUAGCCUAGUGGUGUCGGUUUGUUUUUAAUGAGUAGCUUUUGUAAAAUGCAGUUAUUUUGUUAAACUCAUAUGCAUUUUAAUUUUUUCCUAUCUAUUUGGGAUUAUUGGGACAUGAUAAGUAUAAAAUCCAAGUAUGGUCUUUGAACAGGAAGUCGUUUUUGAGAAAAAUUAUGUCCUCAUAUGGGGACAUUGGGUUUAUUUUAAUGCGUAAUACAAUAAAAUUACUGGUGUUUGCAACAGAACAAAACUAUACCAGAACAUGGCUGUGCACACAAUAUUUGCAACACAUUACAGAAUAAAUCUAUGCCAGAACAUAGCUGUGCAAAAACAAAAUUUGCUAACAAUAUUUGCAACACAUCACAGUACAAAACUAUGCCAGAAAAUGGCUGUGCACAUAUUUGCAUCACAUUACAGAAUAAAACUAUACCAGAACAUGACUGUGCAAACAGUAAUUGCAACACAUUGCAUGACUACAUAUUCCAAAAGUAUGUUUUGUCUCAAUUCAUUUUGUGCGGAGAAAUUUCAUUUGUUUGUAGUCUGUAGAAACAGUAUCACACCUAUGGACCUUUGUGAAAAGAGUUCUCUCCUAUUAUUGCAUUCAGCAGUCUUUCUAGACAUGUAUCGGAUAACAAUAAAAGAAAUUUAAUCAAUGUAGACUAAUGUGUACCACAUGCAACAACAGUCUAUAUUUAUAUUUAGUGGAAACUGUUAGUUUUUUCACAAAUCUUCCCAAGCCAUGUGUCAUUACUUUUACACCUUCACACAGACAAUGUAUUAACAUGGUCCCAAUGUCCUCAAACGAGUACUUCAUAGUUAGAAGCCUCCUAACUUGUUACUAUUGCUAAAAGAUGUCAAAUUUAUAUACCAUCUCAAACUACAGACAUUAAAAAGCAUAAAUUAGCAGGUUUCAACCAUGAAAUGUUUUUAGGUUUUGUACCUUGUCCAUUUUUAUUUCGCGCUCGGCUGUAGAACAUCUUGGCUGAGAUUGACGCCAUCUUGGAAUUAUAGUAACACAUGUAAUGUGCUUUUCCUACCACAAGAUGGUGGUAAAAGUGUCUACAUACAAGGACAACAGGUCUAAGUUGAGAAGAAAUAAAGUAUAUGGUGCAGGAAACCCAAAAUGUGCGGUCCUCAUAUGAGGACGCAGGGACUCUAGAGGUUAAGAAACUCUAGUUUUCUAACACAGAGAGGCAGCGACCUUUUCAAAACAUAUGGCCUUGACAUACCUUAGCUUCUGGCUUUCAGACAGAAAAGGUUUGUUAACUCACUCUAAGUGCUCUGUUGUUUGAUUACAGUGUCAUGCCUUAAUGACUCCUUUUACCCAGUGAAUGUAUAAAUGCAAACCAAUACGUGUAAUGGCCACAUGACAAAGAAAUAAACAUAUAAUGUAAGACUGCAAACUACUCCUGCACCACUACAAUUGCCUUUGUCAGUACUGCUGUCUAAUCGAUGCACUUUGCUGAAUGAUGAGUGAAAUGUGACUAAGACUUGGAUGAAAAGAAAAAUGCAAUAAAGAAGACAGGUAAAAAAAUUUAGUGGUUUUAUUCUGUUUUAUGUUAAACAGGCUUUUUUUUACAAGGUCACAAGUUGGCAACCAUUGAUGUACUCCUAAACAAUUGUAUUAUUUGUCUCUUAAUGCUGAAUAUUGGUCUGAACAGCUAAUAAGGAGUCAAGUAAGUGUAGCAGAGCAAUAUAUGUUCAAUAUUUGCCUCUGAAUUGUAGUGGAGUACAAGUUUUACGUAGCGUAAAAUGAAAGCCGCUCAAGUAAAGUACCUCAGAAGCAUACUUAAUUACACCACUUUCAUAUGUGUAUUUUCUACUGGAAAGGUGUUUUUCGUACUGA